UCGUGCUCUUUCAACAAGCCACUAAGUCUUGAGAGGGACGUGCCGCUUCACAAAGCGGCCCAUGUCCGUCUAGAAAUCGAGGAAGCACAUUCCAACCCACGGCCAAGUCUGGAGAGGGACGUGGCGCUUCAAUGAGAAGGGCCAUGUCCGUCUAGAAUCUAGAGGCACAUUCCACUUCAACGAGGAAGGCCAUGUCCAUCUAAAAUAUGGAAGCACAUGUGGUCUCAACUCUCAACAAAAUAUCAUGGACACGAGAUGAGGAGUUUCCACCCCCUUAAGCUAAGUGAUCAUGGCUCCUCCAGUGUACAUAAAUAUUAUAAGUAUGAGAGGGAUGUGCCACCUCAAGGAGGAGGGCCAUGCCCGUCUAAAAUCUAGAGGGACGUGCCGCUUGAUGCGUGACAGAGAAGUCCAUGGCCGUGAAUGAAGAGGUCAUGCCGCCCCAUGAUCAAGACCGACCGACCCAAAAUAUACCAAGUCUGGGAAGGACAUGCUGCCUCACAAGAGGGGCCAUGGACACGGAUGAGAAGGUUGUGGUGGUGCAGCACUAUAUAGCUAGUGACUAAGUCCAAAGAGGGCCAUGGACAUGAGUAAGAAGUCCAUGGCCAUGAGGCAAGAGGACCAUGGCCCCUUUGCGAGACACCACAUGCUCAUCAAAUUACUAGCAUGGCAUGAGAUUCAAAGCAAGACCAGGCGAGGCAAGCUACACUAAAAAACCCCGACGGGUUCAAGAGAAGUACCUAGGCAGUUGAGAGAGGAACUAUUACUCAUGCCACGUUCAAGGGACACGUCAGCCACAUUCUGGACAAGAGGGAGCGGUUCUUUCUAGCAGUUAUCCAAGAAGUGGUUUUCUACGACAGUUACCUCCUCGUGGCUAUAAAUAGGAGGAGGGUUCGACAGAGACAGAGGUCUCAAAACCAACACUCUGACACAGAUGUCAAGUUUAUCCUUUAUCUUGUCUCUAUCAUGUAGCCAUACACGUAGCUAUUAGUUUGGAGCUCUCACCGAACCUCCAUAGAAGUAUAAGUAACUUGAUUUAAAUUUUCAUUCCUAGAACCAUCAAUCAAACACCCUCGUUCGAACUUUUUCUGAAGAGGCGUGAGCCGUAUCUAAGUAAUCGUUAUCCGAAGAAGUCAAAGGUGUAAUCAAUCUCAAUUCAACGCAAGCUUUCUCGCCGGAAAACAAUACAUAGUACAUGGGUCGUUUGGAUGGAGUAUUUGUAUGAGUUAUUUGGGUUCAAAUAACUCACAAUGAGUUAUUUGGACACAAAUAACUCGUUCGACAGCGUUUUACUGAAAUGAGUUAUUUGGAUAGUCAGAUAUUUACAAAUAACUCAAAACGAGUUAUUUGAAAUAACUUAUACCCAUGUGUUAUUUCGAAAUAACUCGUUUUAUCACUCUGCUUUUACCAAAUACCACAUGUCAAAUACCACAUUUGCAUGAUUCAACCAAAUGAGAUACUUUAUUUCAAUUACCACUGAAAUAACACUGGGAAAUACCAUAUGAACAAUAAAUGAGUUAUUGACUUUACAAAUACCACAUUAACAAUUAACCUAUCCAAACGAAUAAAUGAGUUAUUUGACUUUACAAAUACCACAUUGACAAUUAAUCUAUCCAACUACUCCAAACAUUUAUUUAUUUAUUAUUCUUUUAGUUGCUUAUUUUGCUCACCCACAAAGGAAAGCUUCGAUUCUGGAUGUAACGUCCACGUCACUUCCGAUGCGCCAUUUCUCUCCCUUCCGGCCGUCGAUCGCAUAAAAGCCAGGAAGGAUAGACCACCGCGACGCGCCGUUUAUGAAUCGCUUAGCUCGCCAAGUUAGCCCUUUUAACUCGCUCCACCCAUCCCGCCUCUCCGCCACCACCGCCACCGCCACCGCCACGGUGGUCACUUGUAAAUUAAGCUCCCGCCGCGCCCACAAUUCACUCACUCCCCAUCCCGCCGCGCGAUUUCCGCGCCGAAUUCUCCCUCAGGCCUCCGCCUUGGCGUUCUUCGCCACCCGACCCGCCAAUUCCCCGAACCCUUCGGCAGCGAUGGACCCGACCCCGCCGGAAUCAUCGGAGGCGCCGCAACGUGCCGGGGAGGACUUUGUCCACGUCGAUAACCCCGAUCCUAGCGGCGGGGCACUGAGCGACAGCAUCGUUAAUGUUGCUGAUGAGCUGAGGGACGAGGGAGAAUCGGUGGUGGCCUCGGCGGGGACUGCCGCCGGUGAGGCUGAGCCUGAUGAGAGGAUGGAAGCCCCCGAGGAGCUCUCGAGAGCUGUGGUGCUGACUUGUGAGUCCAAGGCUGAAACUGGGUCCUGCGAUGUCUACUUGGUCGGCACCGCCCAUGUUUCAGAGGAAUCGUGCAGAGAAGUCGAAGCUGUAAUCCGUUACUUGAAACCAGAGGUAGUCUUUCUGGAAUUGUGCUCUAGUCGUGUGAGUGUGCUUGCACCUCAGAAUUUAAAGGUGCCAACUACAGGAGAAAUGAUAGAGAUGUGGAAAAAGAAACAAAACUUGUUUGGGAUACUAUAUAGCUGGUUCCUUGCCAAGGUCGCUAGUCAGCUUGAGGUAUUUCCCGGCUCUGAGUUCCGUGUGGCAUUUGAAGAAGCCAAAAAGUAUGGUGCUAUUGUGAUACUUGGCGAUCGUCCUGUACAGGUAACAUUGCGAAGAACAUGGUUAAAAAUGCCACUUUGGCAUAAGGCAAAACUGGUGUACUCAUUACUCUUUCAAGCUGUCUUCUUAGCAAGUCCACAGGACCUUAAGAAAAUGCUCAAGGAGAUGGAUGAUGUUGACAUGUUGACUCUUGUGAUUCAAGAAAUGAGCAAGCAGUUUCCCACUCUUAUGGAAACCCUAGUGCAUGAGCGAGAUCAGUACAUGGCAUCCAUGUUACAUAGAUACGCCUGUGAGCACUCAUCUGUGGUUGCCGUGGUGGGAAGAGGACAUCUUCAAGGAAUUAAGAAGAAUUGGCAGCAACCCGUAUCGAUGGAAGAUCUUCUGGAAAUUCCUACCCCUAAACCAAAAGUUUCAGCAUUGAAGGUUAUUACCUCCCUAGGUGUUGGCGCGGCUAUCAUAUCGGGCAUUUACCUUGCCCGCAAGAAAUAGCACCAGGCCAGGAGUUUGUUGUUGAUCUAUACAAAGAAUACAGAACGGCGAACCAGUCGUCUUGACCCUUCUGUACCUGUUUUUCCCCCCUUUUUUGUUUCUUCCUUUGCUCAAAUAACAUUAUCCUAUUUAC
Molecule: messenger RNA, 3210 nt
Organism: Linum trigynum
Lineage: Eukaryota; Viridiplantae; Streptophyta; Magnoliopsida; Malpighiales; Linaceae
Source: the annotation of a GenBank genome assembly